GCAACAGUGCCCUGUGGCAUUUGAGGAAGUGGCUGUAUACUUCACCCCAGAGGAGUGGGACCUUCUGAAUGAGGAACAAAGAAUCUUGUAUUACACGGUCAUGCAAGAGAAUUCUGAGAAUAUAACCUCUUUAGAGCUUUUGAUUUCCAAACCAGAUCCAAGUGUCCAGACUGAAUGGGAAGAAGGGUUACAAAUGGCUGAUCUUCAGCUCUUCAAAGGAAAAGACUCUAUUGUUGAAGGAGUUGUGAAUUGGGAGGACAUAACGGUGGUUGAAUUGCCAAUGCAAUAUCCAUAUGAGACUUUCCAUAAUGGUCAAUCUGACGUGGCCUUCCACAUGAGAGAAGAUGGAACAAUUCAGAAGUCUGAGGAAAGGAGUAAUCUGAGGCAUUCUUCUCCAGAAAGCCUGACUACCAGGAAAAAAAUACAUCAAGAAGAGUUUGGAGCAGAGCAAUUUCAGGAGCCAACGCAGUGGGAUGUGCUCUUUGAUCCUGAAAUUUCUGAACCAAUGGAGGUCAAAUCUAGAAGACAGCAAGGGUUAUUCCUGGAGCUGAUACAAGCUUCUAAGGCUGAUGAGAAAAUGCCCAGCAGUAGCUCCCAAGUAGGUUCUACUGUAUCAAAAAGAAACUACCCCUGUUCUGAAUGUGGGAGAAGUUUUGAUCGCCGUUCCAACUUAAUUAAACAUCAGAGGAUCCACACGGGAGAAAAGCCAUAUCCGUGUAUUGAAUGUGGAAAAUGCUUUGACCAGCAGUCCAAUCUAAACGUCCACUUGAGAGUUCAUACUGGAGAGAAACCAUAUGGCUGCCCUGAUUGUGGCAAAAGGUUUAGUAUCAAGUCACAUUUACACGGACACUAUAGGAUACACACAGGGGAGAAGCCAUUUGAAUGUGAAGACUGUGGGAAGAGCUUCCGUGUGAAAUCUUCCCUAAAUAAGCACCAGCGAACCCAUACAGCAAAACCAUCUGAGAUCAAAUCAGAGGGUCCCCGGGCAAUAUUGCCAGAAGUGACACGCGUUUAUGCAGCUCCCGAAACAGAAAAAAUAAUUAAAAUUAUGAGUAGGAAGCCCCCUAUAGAAAUUGCAGUGUCAAAUAAGAAUUUUUCCUGUUCGGAGUGUGGGAAAUGUUUUGAUCGGCCUUCACAUCUCAUUACACAUCAAAGGAUCCACACUGGGGAAAAGCCAUAUCUGUGUAUUCAGUGCGGGAAACGUUUUCAUCAGCAGUCUAACCUUAAUGUCCAUUUGCGUCUCCACACUGGGGAGAAACCUUAUGGCUGUCCUGAAUGCGGCAAAAGAUUCAACAUCAAAUCUCAUCUACAUGGACAUUACAGGAUCCACACAGGUGAGAAGCCAUUUGAGUGUGAAGACUGCGGGAAGAGCUUCCGGGUGAAAUCUUGUCUAAAUAAGCAUCAGCAAAUCCAUACAGGAGAAAAGCCAUAUAAAUGUGUCUCCUGAGAAAAUUUGACCUAAUUCAACACUGCUCUCAUCCUGGGUAGAAAAAUUGCCUAUGCUGUGAAGUUGGGAAAAUAACUUUUGCAACAGAUAAAAUUUCAUUAAGCAUGAAAGAAUUCACACAGGAGAAAAUCUUUGCCUGUGUUCCUUUUGGCUGAAAUAAGCAUCCAUAAAUCCAUACAGAAGACAGAUAUUAUGGGGGACCCAGCUGUGGGAUAAUGUUCAGGAAUGAUUCACAGCAGAAAACUUGGAGACACAUGUACAUACACCAUAUAUUUAGUUAUAUGGUUAUUUUUCAGUGAAUUCCCUAAGAAACUCAACUCUUGCAAAUGCUUUUAUGGGAUCAGAGGGGAACAGUGUGCAUUUGGAACUAAAAUAUUUUUAUCUGAGGCCUUGGAAAUGACCAACUUCUACUGUUCUGAAGUCCCCUGUUAUUUAAAAUGCCUUCUUUAGGGAUAGCCCAAAGGAAGCUAGUAAACAGUAGAUAUUCCAUAUGAAGAGGUUUAUGCCAUGCUGGCUAGCCUCGAUUUUCCUAGGAACAUGGCAUUACCUUCCAGCUAGGUAGUUCUGCAUCUCAUUGUAACCUAACCUUAGUAAUAGUUAUUAAUGUUCUCUAAGAAAACAUCAAUUCGGACUAUUAGAAUACCUUUAAAUUAAUUAAUAAUAAUAAUAAUAAUUUUGUUUCCCACUCAUGCAUGGCUAUUUCACUGAAGCUUGAGGUGCUUCAGAAAAAUAUGUUCUCAAUCUGGUAACUAUAAGGCAAGAAGCAUUUAAGACUUGCCUUUCAAACCCAGUGGGACUCAAAAGGGGUGUAUGAAAUGUGCACAGGUUGGAAAAAUUGAACAUUAACAUAUAAGGUAUGUUCCUUCCAUUCAUGAUACUGUUUUCCUCAGAAA
Messenger RNA from Pseudonaja textilis, 2340 nucleotides. NCBI's taxonomy places the organism in Eukaryota, Metazoa, Chordata, Lepidosauria, Squamata, Elapidae. The record is from RefSeq and is a predicted model, not a curated record.